Molecule: messenger RNA, 1660 nt
Organism: Papilio polytes (common Mormon)
Lineage: Eukaryota; Metazoa; Arthropoda; Insecta; Lepidoptera; Papilionidae
Product: cytochrome b5-related protein-like
Exons: 6
Coding region: 193-1509 (438 amino acids)
Biological process (GO): lipid metabolic process
Cellular component (GO): mitochondrion
Molecular function (GO): heme binding
Source: RefSeq, a predicted model, not a curated record
UUCCACUCCAGUUACAAUUAUGUUUUAGUAAGUGUCGGACGUGUUGCGAAACAGUGUAAAAUUGUUUACCUUUGGCCCUCAGUUAUAAACAUCUAAAUUUUAUAUUGUGUUAUAAUUGUGCUCGCUUGUACCCUUGACCUUCGAUCUCAGAAACCUUCAACCAGUCUAUUAUUUCCAGGAAAUAAAGGUGCAAUGUCUCCAAAUACCGAUCAAAGACAAGUUAGUUUCCCACACUUAAAGUAUCCAAUUUAUAGAGACAAAGAUCCAAGAACUGCAUACCAAUGGUUGAAAGGAAAACACCAACUAGACGGUGCGGAAGGUCUGUGGAGGAUACACGAUUCACUUUACGAUUUGACUGAUUUUAUUACGUCGCAUCCUGGCGGCCCUCAAUGGCUAAGUAUUACUAAAGGGACAGACAUAACUGAGGCUUUCGAAACACACCACCUUCUUGGUGUCGCAGAAACUUUAUUGCCCAAAUAUUUUGUGAGAAACGUUAACACGCCCAGAAAUUCUCCCUUCACAUUCAAAGAAGACGGUUUCUAUAAGACUUUGAAGAGUAAAAUUCAAAAGAAAUAUCAAGAAUUACCAAAAUAUUUGCGAAAAAAGAGUGAUUUUGCUACUGAUUUCUUAUUGAUUUCACUUCUGGUUUCAAGUCUUGCAUGUAGUUAUUUAUUUAAAACUGAUUUCCUACUAGGAGGAAUCGCAACAGUUGUCACUGGGUAUAUACUGAGCGCACUUACAACUGCAGCACAUAAUUAUUUUCAUCGUGCUGAUAAUUGGCGAAUGUAUUACUUCAAUCUCAGCGGCAUGUCAUACGAAGACUGGAGGAUAUCGCACUCUUUGUCGCAUCAUUUACAUACAAACACAGUAAACGAUUUGGAGCUGAGCAUGUUGGAGCCAUUCCUACAAUAUAUGCCUGCUAAGGAUAAACCUAUAUGGGCUCAAAUGGCUUCUUUUUAUUACCCUAUUAUAUUUGCUUUCGCUACUACUGGAAUGUUUGUAAAAGAAUUAUUUACAGGGGCGAUAAACAUGGAUGGUAAAAAGUUAAGUUGGGCAAAUGCGAUACAAUUUUUCCUGCCAAUUUGGAUGUGGAGUUUCGGUGGAUUGUCUUUACCGUAUACAUUAAUAUUAUGGUUCACGAUUACUAUAAUUUCAAGCAUUUUCUUCAUGUGUUUCGGUUUAACGGCUGGCCAUCAUUCGCACAAUAAUUUCUUCGAUGGGGACGUACCGAGAGACGAAUACUACGAUUGGGGCAUUCAUCAGUUAGACACAGUUUACGAGAGAGUGGACGAAACUGACAACCAUUUCAAGUCACUAACUCGAUUCGGAUUUCAUACACUUCAUCAUUUAUUCCCAACCAUAGAUCACGCUGAAUUGCAAUAUCUUUACCCGAUCUUUCUCGACCAUUGUGAUAAAUAUGAUGUUAAAUUUAGAACAGCUAAUUAUAUGAAGUCGUUUAUUGAUCAUAGUAAGCAGUUGAUUAGGAAACGGCCGAAUUAUUUUAGAUAAAGUGCAAGUAAUCAAUAUUUAUACGGAAUUAAAAUCUACAUAUUUUAUUCUUUAACGCUAAUAUUUCUCUGAAAUGGAAGAUUGUGAUGGAUAUUUUUGUAUUUACUCAAUUAACUGUGAUUUUUUAAGAUUAAAAAAAUAAUAAACAUUA